UUCAUGAUCCUCUUCUCCCGAAACAAAACCAUGUCGAACGAACAGCCUCUUACCCGCAAACACCAUAUCCGAACGUUGUUCGAAGGCACCUUCAAAUUGGUCCGAGACCGUGGUCUGGACCAUGCCGUGGAGAGGGAGAAGAACCUCAAACCCUUGUGGAACCUCAAGAACCUCAUCAAACUCGAACCUUCUAAGUCCCUUCCAAUCUCCGUCAUCAGAGAAUCCCUUGAACUACCCUUUCGCUCCAUCGAUUUCAUCCGCAAGUACCCAUCAAUCUUCGAAGAGUUCUUCCCCGGCGGCGGGUUCCAACCCCACAUCCGGCUCACCGCGAAAGCCCUCGGCGUCGACACCGAGGAGCAGUUGAUGUAUCAGAGCGAUGGGUUCAAGCAACAGGUCGCAGACCGGCUUUUGAAGCUCUUGAUGAUAUCAAGGAUGCAUAAGAUCCCUUUAAGAGUCAUUGAAUGCUUGAAAUGGGACCUGGGUCUUCCUCAGGAUUACGUUCAGAGUGUGAUUCCUGAGUUUCCGGAUUAUUUUCGAGUUGUUGGUGGAUAUGACAGGGUUUUGGAGCUGGUUUGUUGGAGCAAUGAAAUGGCUGUUUCGGUUAUGGAGAAGAAGUUGGCGAGUGGGAAAAUGGGUAGUGUGAAAGGGAAGGAAUUAAUGUUCCCUGUUCAGUUUUCUAGCGGUUUUGAGAUGGAUAACAAGUAUGAGAAGUGGUUGAAGGAAUGGCACAAGUUGCCUUAUGUGUCUCCGUAUGAAAAUGCAGCUCAUCUUUCGGCUACAAGUGAUGAAUCUGAUAGGUGGGUUGUUGGUGUUUUGCAUGAAAUUCUUCAUAUUUUAGUUCCUAAGAAGACUGAGAAAGAUAAUGUACUAAUGCUUGGAGAGUGGUUGGGUUUAAGGUCGAGGUUUAAGAGGGCACUGCUGCAGCAUCCUGGUAUAUUUUAUCUGUCUAGUAAAAUUGGAACCUACACUGUGGUUCUGAGGGAAGGUUACAAGAGGGGUUCACUGAUUGAACAUCAUCCCUUGAUGAAUUUAAGGAGUCAGUAUAUUCACCUCAUGAACACUGUUAAGGAAGAUAGCAAAACAAGUAAGGUGGUGCAAGGAAAAUGCAGCCCAAAGUCCAAUGGCAUACAAAUUGAAGGGAGAGUAGGAGAGGGAGAGGAUAAUGAGAACAAUGUGGAGGAACACAAAGGGGAGAGGUGUGAGUCCUCUGAUUCUGAAGCUGAGGAUGCUAGUGAAACUGAUGUCGAUGAUGGUAAAGAGCAGUAUCAGAGAGGUACUCGUAAAACUGCUGCCAGUGGUAGAGGCAGAGACUUUGGGAAAGUGAACUUUAAUGUUAACAAGCCUUUGAGAGAUUCUCCGAGAGAAAGAUCAGCUGGGAAGCUUAGACACGAGACCAGGAAGAAAAAUCCUUUGGAAGGUUCUAGCAGAAUAAAAAUGCGAGGUGGACACAAAGAUGUUGAGAGUGCACAACAGAUGUCAAGAUCCCCAAGAAACAAGGGAAGGUCAUUGACUACCAAGAAAACCCCUGUUUAGUAAAGAUUCAAUCUGUUUCAGGCAACUGACAUAUACGCAGGUGUAGUUGGGGACUUCGGGUAAGGAAUUGCAAGUUUUGAAGAAGCAUUUUCCUUGUGAGAUUAGAGACUCAGAUACACAACUUUACUCCCAAGAGUUGAAGAGGGCUAUUUUGCGAUUAGUGUUCUGGACCACGUUGAGCCAUGCUCACCCUCAAGGAGUUUUUGUAUGCAGAAAUUUAGAUGGACAAACAAUUGACCAACACCUAGCAUGUUGAUGGCCAUACCAGCAAAUCCGAGCCCAGAAAUUAGCCUGUGUUACGGCUAUAAUCUGAACCAAGCUGGUGGUCUCCAGCCUAAGUUGAAUUCAUUAUGAAGAAACUACGGUUCUACAGUCCAAAUUUUAAAUACUUUCAAAAUUCAGUGUAUGUGUUGAUACGAGGUGAACGUUAGUAGUACCCUAGUAUUGUAAAA
Gastrolobium bilobum is the source of this 1985-nucleotide messenger RNA. Its product is annotated as protein WHAT'S THIS FACTOR 9, mitochondrial. The record is from RefSeq and is a predicted model, not a curated record. The transcript has 2 exons. Gene Ontology annotation, molecular function: RNA binding. Bases 4 to 1533 code for a protein of 509 amino acids. NCBI's taxonomy places the organism in Eukaryota, Viridiplantae, Streptophyta, Magnoliopsida, Fabales, Fabaceae.